Messenger RNA from Monodelphis domestica (gray short-tailed opossum), 974 nucleotides. It is a transcript of the gene C4H1orf174, whose product is annotated as chromosome 4 C1orf174 homolog. The record is from RefSeq and is a predicted model, not a curated record. Lineage: Eukaryota; Metazoa; Chordata; Mammalia; Didelphimorphia; Didelphidae.
GCCUGCCCUCAGUUGGGGGCCAAACGUGUUUGGGUCACGUGACCCAGCGCCGCCUUGUCCUGAUUGGUGGAGGUAGCGGACGACGUCGGACUACGCGGCGGCCCGGUGCUGGUGUCUCCCGUGGUCUCGGGUCAGGUGCGGUAGGGAGCGUUAGCCCCGGUAGCUGAGGACGCCGUGGUGGCGGCGGCGCCUCAGACUCAUGAGGAGCCGGAAGCUUGCAGACGGGGUGCGCUCUUCAGCACGCCUAAGGAGCAAAAACUACCCAGCCACCAGAGCUGCUUCGGCUCAAGAAGUUGAUGUCUCCAAAACUACAAAAACAGUGUGUUUGGCUUCAUCUCACAAAGCAACUGAGAGGCGUGCUUCCAAGACACUCAAGUAUGAAAAAGAUGGUUUCACCAAGUCAGAAUUACAAGAACUAAAAGCCAAAAAAGAAAAAACUUCUUUGCCAAAAACUGCAUCUGAGAUCUCGAGUGAGAAUGAGCCUUUGGUGUAUGCUGAACACAAAGCAUUGCUGAUGAGUAAUGAAGCAAAUACUUCCAAGAUUUAUGAACAGCAAACAGAAAGGAAUGAAAACGGCCUUUCUCAUCAUGGCCACUCCAGAGAUGUGGAGAACAGCUGCUUAGCAAAGACUGACAAUGACUUGGCUCUGCCCAAAUGUAAAGAAAACCUGGUGGAAGAAGAUGUCUUUAAUCACAGUACUGCUCUGCUUGGUGAGGCUGGGCCAGAGGCAGCUGAUCUCCAGAAGACACCUGCACACAUAGACAGUAGCAUCUUUAUAGAUGAAGACAGCAAUCAACCAAUGCCCGUGAAUCGAUUCUUUGGAAAUGUCGAACUCAUGCAAGACCUUCCUCCAGUCUCUCCACCUUGUCCCUCCAUGAGUAGACGGGAAUUCAGAAAAAUGCACUUCAGAGCCAAAGAUGAUGAUGAUGAUGAUGCAGAAAUGUAGAUAUUUAAUAAAACAUUAUAAAAUUCUA